AUGAGUGAGGAGCUCCUCUCGUGUCUACCGCCGGAGGACAUGUGGCACUCGGGGGAGGUCGUAGUUGCGUCGGUCUCCGCUGCGAGCGCCCCUGUGGCCGCGCGGCGCGCUGAUUGGUCCCCCCCACCCCUCCUCCAACCAAUUCCACAAGAGAGCGACGCGCUCGGAGGCCAGCUGUGCUCAGUUUGUUUACGGGCCUCGCGCGCGGUGGAUCUAGCGGUGUUGUGUCCUCAUGUGAACAUCUCCGCCACGCCGAGUCUUCAAGAAGCGGUGUCUGCUCAGCUGUCUCUCUGCCCCAUCGGCGGCAUGCUGAAGCACGUGCAGCUCAGCCCGUUCCGCUCGCGAGCAGACACCCUGAGCCUGAGCUCCACGUCCAGCUACUGCAGCCUCAGCCCUGAGCCGCUCAGCAGCCGCUCGUCCAGCUACUCCAGUCUCAGCGAGUCUUCUCCUGCGGCAACCACCAUCAAGGUGUACGCACGCUGCCUGCGCGCGGACAUCGAGUACAAGACCCUCAGCAUCACCUUCCAGACGACGUGUCGCGAGGUGGUGACUUCGCUGCUCAACAAGUACCGCAUGAGGCACCGCGACCCCAACCUCUUCUACCUCACCAUGGAGGUGACGGUUCGCAAGGCCGGCGUGCGCACGGUGCUGGUGCUGGACGAGGACUCGCGACCCGCCGCUCUGCAGUGCUGCCACCCUCGCGGGGACUCCAGGUUCGCUCUUCAAACGAGGAGAGGUGGCUUGGUCAAGAUAUACGACAGCAUCCUGAUGCCUGCCUCGCAGUACAAGAGCCUGCUGAUCUCGGACCGCACCACGGUGGACGAGCUGAUACACAUCCUGCUGCGCUGCUACAACAGCCAGGAGCGCGUGGAGCAGUUCUCACUGUACGAGGUGUGCCCGUCGCAGGAGUACCAGCGCAAGCUGCACCCCGACGACUGCCCGCUGCAGGUGCAGCAGUGCUGGCCGGCACCGCAGCUCUUCCAGUUCCUCGUCAAGCGCAACGCCGGCUUCAGGCCGCGCAGGAAGGGACCGUGGACGCCAGAGCUGCCCUCCAUCCCGAGCUGCCCGCGCCAGCCUGACGACACGAGUCCUCCGCCCAGUCCAAGGCCUACCUCCUCCGCCUGCACGGACUAUGACAACUACUUCUACAUCUGAGCUACGUGCCGCGUAUAUGUGUAUGAUCUAGUUGAAUGGGCUGUGAGAAGUGAGUGUUGAGUGUGACGUGGACUCAGUUGCAAGUUUACCGCAGCGACGGAAACCUCACAGUGCGACAGCCAACCACAGAACAGCAGGAGGUGUGCGACGACACAAACGUUUCUCCUUCCUCUUCGAUGUUCUCUUCUCAAACCUUUGUUCCGUGACACUGCAAUGCGUCAAAUAGCUGCAUCAUUACCAAGAACCACGAUUUUAUGACAAAUGAGAAAAUCUCUGUUGAGUUCAAUUCUGAAAGUACGAACCUCAUGACCUGUCAAGAGUAAUAGCGUAUAUUCUGCACUAGAACUUUUUCCUAAUGAUAAAGCACGAAAAGAACUUGAUCUGUUCACGGUUGUGUAGUACCUAACUUAUGCCGGUACCUCUACGUGCUGCAUGAUGGGCCUAUAGAUCUUAAAGCCCUCGUGAAUGUAUCAUGUAACGCAGAAGUAUUUUGACCAACAAGGUUGACACAUUUUGGACAUCUUUCAUGAGAAAAUGUGAGUAAAACUUGAUUUCCUUAAAAAAAUAUUGUGUCCAAAAUGUUGUAUUUGUUUUUCUACUUAACAUUUUGUUGUAUUACAUGCAGAUUUUUUUAUUGUUUGGCAUAUUUUGUGUCCAUUUAUUAUGAGUGCUGUUAGUGUUUUUGUGAUUUUUGCAUACGUUGCAUUUCACAGCAAACCGCAAGGAUUCCUUUUCCCCACACUACUGCAUACCUUUAUUAGUCCAUGCUACCUCGAGCUGGUGUAAGUGACGCUCUCGUGGCAAGUCAGACAACUCAAGGAGAUGCUGCCUGCUUAGUGUAUAGCAGUAUAGCGCUAGUCAUGAGAUUGUGCCACGUGUCCUCCAUCGUGGGCACAGACAAAGUUUUGGAAAAUUAUUUUUUAUUUGGUUUUCAUACUUAGAACAGCCAAAACUAAAAUUCUUACUUUCAUCAGUAUUGGGACUGUGUGAAUAUUUGAAUUCUUGAAUAUCAAAAUGAAUAGUUUAUUUUUCAUAUUCCAUUCAAUUUUUAAUACUAACACUUUGAAAAAACGAAUAUGAGUCGUUUACGAAUAUGGCUGUGAGUGAUCUUGAAAGUCUGGAAAAAUAUUUACCCUUUGGGCGGAGAAAAAAUAUCCACAGGAUGUUUGUAAUGUUUUAGGGUUAUUUAUGUAGAGUUUUUAUUGCUACAUCUGAACAUGUAAAUUUUAAGAAGACUAAUAUAGUAAAGCUGGAUUUAACACAGUAAUUCGGAACCAACUAACAUCCACGUAAUGAGCUCAGUAUUUUACAAUUUUACAGUGUGUGUCCGGCAGGUUGAUAUAAAAAGAUUGAAACUGAUAGCAUACUGAUAAGGAUAAAUAUGUGUCAGUAAAAACAGAACACUUCGCAAGAGUUAAAAGUUGGCUGCUUUCAGAUCAUAAGGUAUAAACACAUCAUGCCAGCUCUGUGAUUAGAUUCGUUAAGAAACGUUUUGGUAAAGGGGAGGGGGGUGAAAAGAAAAAAAAACUUGUAUAGAUCUUGUGGAAAAAUUCUGGUUGCACACUCAUACCAAAGACUCCUGAAGUGUAACAACCUACAACAACUUUUUUUGGUGAAUAAUACAGAGUGAACGACGACUCACUCUCCCAGCACAAUUGUCACUGGUGGCAAAAAAAAAAAAAGGUCUCACUAAGAGGAAAAAAGGAGGGGGGGUGGAACACUUCGCCUCUUUUCCCAAGCACACAUUCACUGGACAGAAAAAGAGAAGAACAUUCUAAGCUGCUACAUACUGUGUUCUUACAUUUGAGUUAAAACAAACCAAAAAAUAUAAUCCAUAAAUGUGAAUAUAAAUAAUGAUUUAUUUUCACAUAGUAAAAAAUUCACACAAACCAAUUUAAAAAAUGUUUUUAGACCUACAUCAUAUUUAACUAGGUAUAGAUAAAAACUGCUCACUGUACAAUCUUUAUAAAGCCACCCUCUUGAAAUUUCUUCACACAUACUUCAAUUUAUACUGCGUACUGCAACAUAUUCGCUUUGUAAUGUUUAUUAAUUUUUUCUUUGCAGAUCCUAUUUUGAUUGCCAUUAAAAAUAAUUAUUUAUAUUUUCCUUUCGAAAUUUGAAUAUUUUAACAAAAUUUUACCUAUAGUAAUUGUAGCUGACUUAUCCUAACCAACCUUUCACUUUAGUAUUAUUAUCAUCUAAUUUCCCAGAAUCCACUACACUACACUUUAAUACUUUUUUUCUUUCAUUAUGUAUUUAUUAUAUGCGAAGAAAUUUUUUAGUGGGAUUCUAAUUCUAAUUGAGUUCAAUAUUCGUAUUUGAGAAUAAUUUGUUUAUCGUAUUCGGUUCAAAUAAAAAAACCUGAUAUUCACACAGAUCUAAUCAAUACUUAAAAAUUUAAAUUAACACAAAAGUGGGAGUUACAGAAUCUUCUUACGUUUGCGCUCUAUAAAUGAUGACAUGGCUUUCUUUUGUGCUGAAUUCAACUUCAUGACAUGGGUGACCUGAAGUAUCCUGCAGUGAAUCAAGUUGUAUUGUCUUACAGACUUUGUGGGGAAAAAAAUUCCCUUAGGACUUGACAGAGGCAUUCUGAUAGCUGGUUUUUUCCAGCACUCUCUGAAACCUAACCCAAAUUGUGACCCUCAUCACACGUCUUGGUAGCUAUGUCUUUUUACUGGUCGCACUCUUCUGUACUUCUGAAGCUAAACUUAUUUAGUUAUUUUGUAUGUGUUUUCUUUAAAUAUUAUAUUUUUGUAAAUGUUUUGUGGUAUUUACAGUCUAUACCAAAGAUUAUCACUGCACAUGUAACCCAAUGUAAAUUAUGUAUGUUUGACAAGGGCCCAAUGAUUUAAGCAGUAAAACAGUGUCAUCAAGUUGUGACAAAGGUGUUAAUUUGUAUUUUAUUGAUACCUAUAUAAGCAAUAGUAUAUCUUGUACACAUUUGUUUAACAUAAACGGUUAUAAUUUUGACUUAUGAAGAGAUGAAGUUUUUUAAAAUGCCAGUAACAAUUAAAAUAUUGGUACCAUCUUUCUGUAAGUCUGUUUUAAAUGGUAAUUUUUUUUUUUAAGUCCCAUUCUUUGUAUAUAUUUAUAAAUGGCUGCUAGAAGAGUUAGUAUGUUUAGAACAACACAUAAUUUCUAAAAUGUGGGCCCUGCAGAUGUUUUUGCAUGUUUUUGUAUUGUGAAUGUGUGUUGCUUAGUACCUACCUAGUUCAGAAACAUGUAUCGUGUAUAGCUGAAAACCAAUAUGAAAUAAAUGUUUAAACUUCAA
This is a messenger RNA of Bacillus rossius redtenbacheri, 4426 nucleotides long. RefSeq lists its product as uncharacterized. NCBI's taxonomy places the organism in Eukaryota, Metazoa, Arthropoda, Insecta, Phasmatodea, Bacillidae. The transcript has 9 exons. Bases 1 to 1155 code for a protein of 384 amino acids. Gene Ontology annotation, biological process: signal transduction; positive regulation of fibroblast growth factor receptor signaling pathway; positive regulation of epidermal growth factor receptor signaling pathway. The record is from RefSeq and is a predicted model, not a curated record.